Molecule: messenger RNA, 4480 nt
Organism: Electrophorus electricus (electric eel)
Lineage: Eukaryota; Metazoa; Chordata; Actinopteri; Gymnotiformes; Gymnotidae
Source: RefSeq, a predicted model, not a curated record
AUGAGGAUGAUAACACAAGGUAAGAAUACGAACAACUAGAAUGAACACACACACACACGCGUUGGGCAUCAAAAUAACAUUUUAAAAACCUGUACCAAUAAGAUUAAACGAUAUUUAACUAGAUGCAUCUCAUGAAGGGCGGAGAAAACAGAACCACAACAAAGAAGUAAAGUUAAACAAAUGCACGAGACAGGGAAACCAUGGCAACGAGGAUGCUAGGGUGUGGCCAGUCGUGACGCAUGUAGCUGUAUUUGCUGUGCAUCUUUAGUUCUUUUCAUAAUAUCAUUAUUAUAUUUUAAUAAUAUAAUAUCUCCUUCAAUUUGGUAGUGUAGGGACCAUCUGCCAUUAUCGUGAGUCAUGAAGAGAAGCACAAACUUUAACAACUUCACCCCCUCACUGUAGUUAUUGAACCAACAUUCAGCUUGAGUCUGCAUCAUUUACCAUGUUAGAUGUGCUACUUCAUUUAGAUCAGAUGCAAAUCAUCCACAUUCAGACUUAAAUGUAAUCAUUAAGCUUUUCAACUGGAAAACAUAGCCAGUUGUACCCAGUUGAGACUCGUGGCUUCUGAAUCAAUUUCACCUGUUCUGUACUCUGGGUCACAUAGCUGGUUAUAGUGGGUCUCUUGUUCAUUGCCUGGGGGACAGAUGGUGAGUUGCACUGAGAUGAGAUGAAAACCUCAGAUGCUGUUCCAAAGCUCCCUUCACAACCUCCUCAAAGAACCCAAAUAUAAAAUGUCUUCUUGUUAUUCAUUUGUCUUAAUCUCUUUGACUCGUCCAUAAAAUAUAAAAAUCAAAAAUCAAAUGUACUCUUGUUGUUUUAUGAAACUAUAAUCACAAUCCUUUUCUCUCAGUCUAAUCACACUGAUAGCCACUGGACAGGUUUGCUUUCCCAGCCUUCCAAAAUGUGUCCCAAUAAACCAGGGAGGCCAAACAACUCAUACUGCUGUGUGAUAGAGGACGAUGACAUAGCCCUGGCUUCCGCUCAUGUGUUUGAGUGGGCCUCCAGUGGUGACCUCUCAGCCCUGGAGAUCCUGCGGCAGAAAAGCCCAGAGCUGCUGGGCUGGAGGGAUGAGCUGGAGGCAGUCCCACUCCACCACGCUGCAGGCGGAGGACGCUUGGCCGUCAUUCGACUCAUAGUAGACACAGUCGGCACAGAGGAGCUGAAUGCUCAGGAUGAGCAGGGCAGGACGCCUCUUCACUGGGCCGUGGAGAAGAAUCAGCAUGAGAGCUGUAUGUUCCUCCUGGAGCUCGGAGCUGAUCCAAACAUUCUCACCGUGGCUCUGAUGGCACCACUGCACCUGGCUGUCAGCCAAGGCCACAACCACUUGGUGAAGCUUCUCCUGUCAUGCAGCCGAACAGACGUGAACUUGGAGGGGGAUCUGGGUAACACCCCAGUUAUGCUCGCCUGCUCCCACAAUAACUGCCAAGCUCUUCAGACACUCUUCGAUUAUGGUGCCAAGCUGUGCCAUCAGAACAAGCUGGGUCACUAUGCCAUCCACACGGUGGCAUUCGCUGGUGCCACAGAUGUCAUGGAGGUGGUUCUACAGAAGGGAGAAGAGCUGGGCAUUUCCACCGCCACACACAUUAACUAUCUGGAUAAGUCCAAGAGCAGCCCCCUUCACUUAGCUGUGCGGGGGGGCACCAUGGACGUGAUCAAACUGUGUAUCAGUAAAGGAGCUAAAGUGGACCAGCAGCAGUGUGAUAAAUCCACAGCCCUCCACUUUGCCUGUACUCAGGGUGCGAUAGAGGCUGUAAAAGUGAUGCUUGUGCCUUUUAAAUCAGUGGAUGAAAUCAUUAACAUCAGAGAUGCCGCUAACCAAACCCCCCUACACAGGGCCACGUUGUUUGAUCAUGUUGAAUUGGCGGAGUAUCUUGUUUCAAAGGGAGCAGACAUGGACUGCAUUGACAUUAAGGGUCUGUCCCCACUGCUGUUGGCAACCACAUGCAGCGCUUGGAAAACAGUUUCCUUUUUAUUGUCAAAAGGUGCAGAUGUCAGAGUCAAAGACAAAACAGGGUGCAGCUUCCUCCAUCAUGUCGUUCUCCAACCAAAAGGUCUGAGGAACCUUCCUGAAAACAUCCUGCAGAGCAAGGCGGUGAGAGAGCUUCUGAGCGAGGAAGACUCAGAUGGUUGCACUCCUCUUCACUACGCCUGUAAACUGGGCAUCCACAACUCUGUUCAGAACAUGUUGGGCCUCAACAUCAGCCUGAGCCACAAGUCCAAGCAGAAAAAAUCAGCCCUUCACUUUGCUGCAGAGUACGGACGUGUUAACACAUGCCAGAGGCUUCUGGACACCAUCACCGAUUCCAGGCUGCUGAACGAGGGUGAUGAGAAUGGUCUGACGCCGCUCCACCUGGCCUCUGGGGGGGGUCACACCAAAGUGGUGGAACUGCUGCUCCGGAGGGGAGCUCUGUUUCAGAAUGACUAUAAAGGAUGGUCAUGUCUGCACCAUGCGACGGCUGAGGGCUUCACCAAGACCAUGGAGAUCCUGCUGGCAGGCAACAUCAAACUGAUGGACAGCACGGAUGAGGAGGGGAACACAGCUUUGCACAUAGCUGCACGCGAAGGGCACGUUGCCGCCGUCAAACUGCUUCUGAACAGCGGUGCUCAGAUCACUCUCAGCAAAAACGACACUUCCUUCAUACACGAGGCAGUGAGAAAUGGGAGAAAAGAUGUAGCCAACGCCACGAUACACAGUGAGAGAUGUGACGAGGCCUUGAGUCUAUUUAAAAGGGGUUCCGGACGCUGUGUUGUUCUUGACUUAAUAGAGUUUCUCCCGGAGUCCGUCAAGCACCUUCUGGACCUGUCGAUGACGGAAUCCGAUCACGAUCCCAACAGUAUCGACUACCAUAUCACAUACAGUUUCAAGUGGCUGCAGGCUCCAGUGAAGUUUCAGAAGUUUUCUCAGACAGACAGUUCUCUCUACAUUCAGCCUCUGGCAGCUCUUAAUGCUAUGGUGCAGUACAAGAGACUGGACCUUCUCACCCAUCCCGUGUGUCAGAAGUACUUAGGGAUGAAGUGGAAAGCUUAUGGGAGCAAAGCUCAUCUACUCAAUCUAGCGGUGUACCUGCUUGGUCUCCUGCCCCUCACGUACCUUAUCAUCAACCUGAAGCCCACCCAAAACAUCUCCAUCAACAGCACAGAUGUCACCAUAGAGCCCACUUCCUUCCGCACGCAAAGCUGCAUGGUUUCUGUUUGCAUUGUCAUGGUCCUCGUCAUGAACGUGUAUGCCAUUUGUAAAGAGCUGGUACAGAUGGCUCAGCAGCGACUGAAAUAUUUCAUGGAUUCGACGAACAUGUCGGACUGGAGCACAGCCGUGUGCUCCCUCACCUUCGUCGUGCCAGUCUGCUUCAGCACCGAGGACACGUGGCACUGGCAGGCGGGUGCGUUGGCCAUCCUCUUCGCCUGGAUCAACUUCCUCCUCUAUUUCCAGAGGUUCGAGCGGUUUGGUAUUUACGUGGUAAUGUUUGGGGAGAUCAUAAAGACUUUGGUCAGCGUUAUCAUCCUCUUCGUCUUCCUCCUGCUGGCUUUUGGUUUGUCCUUCCACGCCCUCAUGCUUCAUCGCGAGGAGUUUAGCUCCAUCAGCCUGUCUGUGGCACAGACGUUUGUGAUGACCGUCGGGGAGUUGAACUACCAGAGCUCCGUGCUGGAGGCGUACGAGCGCGGCCUGCUGGCCUUUCCUCAGAUAACCUACUACGUCUUCGUCAUGUUCGUCCUCCUCAUGCCGAUCCUCCUCAUGAACCUGAUGAUUGGUCUGGCAGUGGGAGACAUUGCGGAGGUGCAGAGGAAUGCAGCACUGAAGAGAUUGCAAUGCAGUCAUUGUCACACGAUUGAUCUCCAUACUACGCUAGAGGAGAAACUACCCUACUGGUUCCUUAAGAGAGUGGACAAGCACUGCAUUGUCCUGUACCCAAACAGGAAGUGUGCCAAGCUUACUGGAAUGAUUGAGCAGUUCUGGAACUUGGAAGAGAAAAGCAAAGUGCAGCCUUGCAUGGCCAUGCCAUCUCAGCACUGCAGUGCCCCGGAGCGAGAUGUCAUGAAGCAGAAGAACAGGCUGAAGGAGAUCUCCUCAGUGCUGGAGAAGCAGCACACUCUCCUCAAGCUCAUUAUCCAGAAGAUGGAGAUCAGCACGGAGGCCGAUGAGUAUGACGGCCCGCAGGACCUCCGCAUCCUGUCCCGCCCUGCCCGCGCCCCCACCCAAUCCAAAUGGGUCCCGCUGAUGCAAGCCCUCAAAGCCAGGAGGUGACACGCCUGAUGACAUCACGUCAGAUGCCUUCAAACACUGUCUGAAACAUAGCAUAAUAUACACAUUAAUCAUGUCUGGAACAUUUCUAUAUUUUAAAUGAAUAAUCUUGCAAACUCUGUCUUUUAACUGUUCCAGAUUUAGUCAAACCUUAUGUAUUGUGUGACUUGUUUAUUUAUUAUGCUGCCUGCACCUUUUACGUUGGAUCUCAGAAGCUUAUAAAGUGAAUCUAAAAUUAAA